Molecule: messenger RNA, 1020 nt
Organism: Soboliphyme baturini
Lineage: Eukaryota; Metazoa; Nematoda; Enoplea; Dioctophymatida; Soboliphymatidae
Source: the annotation of a GenBank genome assembly
AUGGGAGUACCGCAGUUUUACCGAUGGCUUUCAGAGAGGUACCCUUGCCUGUGUGAAACUAUUUCUUCGGAACAAGUGCCGGAGUUCGAUAACUUGUACUUGGACAUGAACGGCAUCAUCCACCCCUGCUCGCAUCCGGACGACGACGUUGUGUGCAGCGAAAGGCCAGAGUCGGAAGUGUUCGAUGAUAUCGCCAAGUACAUCCAACUCUUGUUUCAAAUCAUCAAUCCGAAAAAGGUACUGUUUUUGGCCGUUGACGGAGUUGCUCCGCGAGCAAAAAUGAGCCAACAAAGAAGUCGUCGAUUCGUGUCUUCGAAAAACUCCGCCGAUUCGAUUGCCAGAGCGGAAAAAAAUGGCUCAACUAUUGAUCGAUCAAAAUUGUUCGAUUCCAACUGCAUCACACCCGGAACGGAAUUCAUGGCUAGGCUGCACGACUUUUUGACGACAUUCGUCAAACACAAGGUAGAAACGGACGAAGCGUGGAAAUCAAUUAAAGUUUACCUCUCAGGCCAUGACUGUUUCGGCGAAGGUGAACAUAAAAUAAUGGACUUCAUCCGUUAUGCGAAAAGCAGGCCGGGAUAUGACCCAAACACUCGCCAUUGUAUGUAUGGCUUGGAUGCAGAUCUGAUCAUUUUAGGUACCUGUUCGCAUGAGCCGCACUUUACGCUUCUCAGGGAGGAAAUAUCCUUUACAAGACGCAGGAAAAACCAGAAGAAAAAAAGAUUCGAUCCGAAUGAUAACAAGUUCUUGCUAUUACACGUCUCACUUCUACGGGAAUACAUCGACAUGGAGUUUGCCUGUUUGAAGGAUGCCCUUGGCUCGAUUUACGAUCUGGAAUCAAUGAUUGAUGACUGGGUGCUAAUGACUUUUCUGGUAGGAAACGAUUUCAUUCCACAUUUGCCGCAGCUGCAUAUUCGUAGCGAGGCGUUACCUAGCAUCUUCAAGGCCUACAAAUCCAGCUUCCUUCAGAUGAAAGGUAACUUAUUUAGAAGCAGCGGCAGCAUAAUAUUUAUAUAUUAG